Messenger RNA from Salvelinus sp. IW2-2015, 1671 nucleotides. It is a transcript of the gene nmnat3, whose product is annotated as nicotinamide nucleotide adenylyltransferase 3. Gene Ontology annotation, cellular component: mitochondrion. Gene Ontology annotation, biological process: NAD+ biosynthetic process. Gene Ontology annotation, molecular function: nicotinamide-nucleotide adenylyltransferase activity; nicotinate-nucleotide adenylyltransferase activity. Lineage: Eukaryota; Metazoa; Chordata; Actinopteri; Salmoniformes; Salmonidae. The record is from RefSeq and is a predicted model, not a curated record.
GCCAUACCUCAAAGGUUCUCAACGAGGCUAGGUAACGUUAGCUACUAGCUAGUGUAGCAAGAAAAGACUAGCUAGAUGUUGAAAAUAGUUUUGACUGCUAUUGUAGCUGAAUAACCAGUCGUGUUUUCGUGCAUGUGCAGUUUAAAUUAGAACAAAUUAAAACUAUCAGAAGUUGUACGUGAGGGGUCUUCGGUGUAGCCUUGCGAGACUAACGUUACCUUGUUCUGCGGGGGUGACCAUGGUUUGAGGGAACAAAGAUGUCUGCCCGUAUUCCGCUGGUCCUCCUGGCCUGCGGCUCCUUCAACCCCAUCACCAACCAGCACAUGCGGCUGUUCGAGCUGGCCAGGGAUCACCUGCACCAGACAGGUCAGUUUCAGGUUGUGGGCGGGAUUGUGUCUCCGGUGAGUGACGGCUAUGGCAAGCAGGGCCUGGUGUUGGCCAAGCACCGCAUCGCUAUGGCGAGGCUGGCACUGCAGAGUUCAGACUGGGUCUCCGUUGACGAUUGGGAGAGCCAGCAGCCCGACUGGACAGAGACAGUGGUCACAAUGAGGUACCAUUAUGGUCGGAUACUGAAGCAGUACCAAGAGGGCACAGGGAAGGACAGUGGUCCAACCACAAACUCCCAUCAUAUCACAAGCUCCUCUCCCAGGCUGAAGCUGCUGUGCGGAGCUGACUUCCUGGACACCUUCAAGGUGCCGGGCCUGUGGCUGGACGACCACGUGGAGGAGGUGGCGGGCCGCUUCGGCCUGGUCUGUGUCAGUCGGGGGGGCCUGGAGCCUGAGCGCGCCGUGCACGAGUCGGAGACACUGUCACGCCAUUGGCGAAACAUCUUCCUGGUGCGCGAGUGGGUCCGCAACGAGACCAGCGCCACGGAGGUCCGGCGGGCCUUGAGACGAGGCCUCAGCGUCAAGUACCUCCUCCCAGAUUCUGUCAUCAAGUAUAUCCACCAGCACAACCUCUAUACCGGGGAUAGUGAGUUGAAGAAUAAGGAUGUGCUAUUGAGGCCGCUUACCAAGCAGACAGAGAUGCCUGUGAAAACUCUGGAUGAUUGACUGAGAGACUGCCAUUGGCCUUCAUUGAUGGAAGCAAGCAUAUGAUGUGCCAAUAGCAGAUACAUCUACUGACUUUGCAAGAACAGGCCAUGUGGCCCAUAACUAGUUCACUUCUGUCAUCUCAGUUGAAUAUGUGGCACACCACACGCACAAUGUUUUGCCAUCAGUGGUUGCCUUUUUUAUAAGCAGAUUUAUACACAUUUGUUAAUGUUGGCAAACUUGAUGUAACAGCAAAGACAUUUGUGCAGCAGUGCAGAUGACUAGAGAGACCAGAUGAGAAUUGUGAUUGACGUGGUGGAUUGUAGUAAGCUGGACUAGUUUAGGAUGCUCCUAAACUAUUGCUGACAUGUAAUCUGUUUUGGAAGAGAUGACAUCAUCACCCCCAACAUCCCGCAGAUACAGUCCGGGUAUGUGCUGGUUGGCUAGUCUACAUGAUCAGAUUAUUAUGGAUAAGAGCGAGAAUAUUUGUAUUUGUCAAAAGGCAGUCAAGCAUCGAUCAUCAUGUCACCAGAAUAAUAUCCUCGAUAUUUAUUGGAAAUUACCAUCAAGCUCAUCACCGUGCACUUUCAACACCCUGUGAAGCUCAUCAUAACUGUAGCCUAAUAAACUGUAUGCUUUC